Molecule: messenger RNA, 1039 nt
Organism: Petromyzon marinus (sea lamprey)
Lineage: Eukaryota; Metazoa; Chordata; Hyperoartia; Petromyzontiformes; Petromyzontidae
Source: RefSeq, a predicted model, not a curated record
UGGUACCUGUGGUACUGUGCACUCCAGGACAACACCUAUCCAGAGAUCCUCCGCUCCAACCUGGGCACAGUGGUGUUACAGCUGAAGAAGUUGGGGAUCGAUGAUCUGGUCCACUUCGACUUCAUGGAUCCGCCAGCCCCCGAGACGCUGAUGCGAGCCCUUGAGCUGCUGAACUACCUGGGGGCCCUCAAUGACGAUGGGGACCUCACGGAGCUUGGUGCCACCAUGGCAGAGUUCCCGCUCGAUCCUCAGCUCGCCAAGAUGCUCAUUAACUCGUGUGAUUGCUACUGCUCCAACGAGAUCCUCUCCAUCACCGCCAUGCUGUCAGUCCCGCAGUGCUUUGUGAGACCGACGGAAGCCAAGAAGGCCGCCGAUGAAUCCAAGAUGCGUUUUGCUCACAUUGAUGGUGACCACCUCACCCUGCUGAACGUCUACCACGCCUUCAAGCAGAACCACGACUCUAACCAGUGGUGUUAUGACAAUUUCGUCAACUACCGCUCGCUCAUGUCAGCUGACAACGUCCGUCAGCAGCUGGGCCGCAUCAUGGAUCGCUUUGCCCUCCCGCGGAGAUCCACGGAGUUCACCAGCCGAGACUACUACAGCAACAUUCGGCGGGCACUGGUGUCGGGAUUCUUCAUGCAGGUAGCUCACCUGGAGCGAACGGGACACUACCUGACAGUGAAGGAUAACCAGGUGGUCCAGCUCCACCCGUCCACGUGCCUGGACCACAAGCCCGAGUGGGUCCUCUAUAACGAGUUCGUGCUCACCACCAAGAACUACAUCCGUACAGUCACAGACGUCAAGCCAGACUGGUUGAUCCGCAUAGCCCCCAUGUACUACGACCUGAGCAACUUCCCCCAGUGUGAAGCUCGCCGCCAACUUGAGAGGAUCGCCGGCAAGCUGGAGAGCAAAGAGUACAGCCAGUACUGAUCACAGAGACACACAGAGAGACACAGAGACAGGGGAGAGAGACACAGAGACAGGGGAGAGAGACAGAGAGAGAGAGAGCAAAGAGUACAGCCAGUACUGAUCACAGAGA